CCACCACCACUCCAAAAAUCAAAAUCACCUCUCUCAUUUCUUCUCCACUCUCUAGGACCAAAACUAGGGUUAGGGUUUUACAGCGUUGUAUUUUGGUAAAAUCAUUUGAUUUGAAGAUGAGUUCGAAGGAAGGAGGCGCGUCUACUAAGGGAGGAAGAGGUAAACCAAAGGCAUCUAAGUCCGUGUCGAGAUCACAGAAAGCAGGGUUGCAAUUUCCAGUAGGGAGGAUUGCUAGGUUCUUGAAGGCUGGUAAAUAUGCUGAACGUGUUGGUGCUGGUGCUCCUGUCUAUCUCGCCGCUGUCCUCGAGUAUCUCGCUGCCGAGGUGCUUGAGUUAGCUGGGAAUGCAGCGAGAGAUAAUAAGAAGAAUCGUAUAGUGCCAAGGCACAUUCAGCUUGCAGUAAGGAACGACGAGGAAUUAAGCAAGCUAUUGGGGUCAGUUACAAUUGCUAAUGGAGGUGUUUUGCCUAAUAUUCACCAGACACUUCUUCCCAAGAAGAUGGGCAAAGGAAAGGGUGACAUUGGAUCUGCUUCUCAGGAGUUUUAGGCUUUGAUAUGGCCUGUAUUUUUUUGGGUGUUAUUAGGGUUUCCACAGUCUGUAUUAUAUUCUUUUUGAUGUCCUGGCUACGUGGGGUUUUACUCUGCUGUAUGUUUUUGGUAAAGCUGAGGCUUUUUGGAAUCUACAUCUAAUGGAACUGCUCUUUUCUCGUUUUAAA
Molecule: messenger RNA, 714 nt
Organism: Populus trichocarpa (black cottonwood)
Lineage: Eukaryota; Viridiplantae; Streptophyta; Magnoliopsida; Malpighiales; Salicaceae
Product: histone H2AX
Exons: 2
Coding region: 117-545 (142 amino acids)
Cellular component (GO): nucleosome
Molecular function (GO): structural constituent of chromatin; DNA binding; protein heterodimerization activity
Source: RefSeq, a predicted model, not a curated record